CGCUUUCCCCUCCUGCCCGCUCCGCCCUAGGGCCCUGCACGGCUGCCACCGGAGCGGCUCGGGAUUGACGCGGACACUGCGCCCGGGCCCGCCGUGGGACACGGCCCGGGUUUGUCCUUCUUGGCUCGCCGUCGCCAGGCCGGCUCGGCAGCAGUACGCGCUCCCGGCGGCAGGGAGCGCAACCGCGAGGAAAUGGGUGCGGGCUCGUCCUCGCGAGCCCAGCGGAGACAGGGACGCGCUCAGGAGCUCUCUGGCUGUUGCACUUGGCUCCUAAGAGAAGAUGGAAGAGAUCCUGGCUGAUCUGUGUGGUACCAGGCCGGAAGACCCACUUCCUGUGUGGGUCCAUGGUAGUGUUGGUCACUGCUUUAACCAGCUGAUUUUGAAUGUUGUCCCUCACGCAAUCCUUGCUUUAGUAAGCGCCUGCUACCUCGGCACUCCAAGAUCUCCUGUCCCAGGGGCUUCCCACAGACCUGGCUGGAAAUGCAGAAUUGCUGCCUCCUUCGUACUCACUGGCCUCCCCAUCCUUGAUAUAAUCUCAGCAGCCAUCACUCAGCAGGAGUUGGGUACCCUGUAUCUGGUAGUGCUGGCAAGUGGCAUUGCUCUGCUGGCAUGGCUCACUCAUAGCCUGGCACUCCUCAUGCUUUACAGGUCCACGUACGGCUCCUCCCGUGGCCCUGCAGCCAUAGUGCUCCUAGCCCUCUUCCCUGUCCCUGCCCUUAUCAUCACACUGGUAUGGUACUGCCAGAAUGGGGUGGCCUGGCCCCACCUCCAUGCUGCUCACAUCUGCAGACUCUCCAUCCUCUGCCUGCAGUUGGCCUCUCUACUUAUCUAUGUGAUCGGGUAUAUUACUCCUGUUGCCAGCAGGCAAGUUUUUUGCUCCAUCAAUGACUCCUGGCAGCGUGAACCUCUCAUCACAGAGUCAGGGAUCCCAGCACCUAACUGGCAGGGAGUGGCAGAGGAUGGUGAAAGCUGGCUCUCGCGCUUCUCUUAUGCUUGGAUGAACCCUCUUAUGAAGCGUGGCUAUCAGUGGAUGCUGAAUCGGCCACAGGAUGUCUAUCUGCUACCUCGACGGCUCCAGGCUGCCAGGGUCCAUGACCAUUUCUACUCCUGCUGGCAGGAAAAGGCAGCUCUCAUCCAAGAGGAGGAAGAUACAGUGUCUUCCACUAGCCCAGUUGUCACCAAAAGUGAUGGGAGUGGAGAUGCCUCCCCCUCUUCAGGGAGCCGCUGUGAUGCCCAGCAGGCUGUGCAACUCCUCUCAGUGUUGCAUGCAGCCUUUGGGCUCCGCUACUACUCCCUAGGGCUCCUCAAACUGGCUGGUAGCCUGUUGGGUUUCUCAGGUCCCCUGCUCCUGAACCUGCUGGUUAACUUCAUGGAGUCGCACCAGGAGCCUCUGAGCCAUGGGGUGCUGUAUGCCCUUGGCCUCUUUGCUGGCUCCUUCCUGGGUGCUCUCUUGCGGAACCAGUUCAGCUAUGAGGUGAAUAAGGUGAUGCUGACGGUGCGUGCGGCAGUCAUCUCUGCCAUCUAUCGCAAGGCUCUGCGGGUUAGCGGCAGCAGUCUGGCUGGCUUCACCAUGGGUGAGAUUGUCAACUUCAUGAGCACAGACACUGAUCGGCUGGUCAACUUUUGCAUCAGCUUCCAUGAGGUGUGGAGUCUCCCUUUCCAGUUUGCCAUCACCCUCUACCUCCUCUACCAGCAGGUGGGGGUGGCCUUCCUGGGAGGCCUGGCCCUGGCCCUGCUGCUUGUGCCUGUCAACAAGGUCAUAGCAAACCGUAUCAUGGAGAACAACAAGGAGAUGCUGAAGCACAAAGACACACGAGUUAAGCUAAUGACAGAGUUCCUGUGUGGCAUGCGAGUGAUCAAGUUUUACACCUGGGAGCAGCACUUCGGCGCCCGGAUAAAUGCCUGCCGAGCCAAGGAGCUGCAAAAGCUGCGAGCCAUCAAGUACCUGGAUGCCGUGUGCGUGUACCUGUGGGCAGCACUGCCAGUAGUCGUCUCCAUUGUCAUCUUCAUCACCUAUGUCCUGCUGGGGCACCAACUCACUGCCACCAAGGUAUUUACAGCCUUGGCGCUUGUUGGGAUGCUGAUUCUUCCCCUCAAUAACUUCCCUUGGGUGUUGAAUGGAAUCUUGGAUGCCAAAGUGUCCCUGGAUCGCAUCCAGUGUUUCCUCGAGCUCUCUGACCAGGACCUGCAUGCUUAUUACACCACUGAUGGCCCCACAGACCCAUCCUCUGCACUGGAAAUGCGUCACUCCAUCUUCUCCUGGUCACCGGCCCGGGAGGAGAGCACCAGGCAGCACCUGUCCAGAGGGACUCUGCAGAUCUUCAUUCAGGACCUGGCAGUGGCAAAGGGGGCGCUGGUUGGAGUUGUUGGGAAGGUUGGCUGUGGGAAGAGCUCUCUGCUUGCAGCAAUCACUGGAGAACUCAACAGACUUGGCGGGCAAGUGUAUGUCUGGGAUCUGGAGCGAGGAUUUGGCCUGGCCACGCAGGAGCCCUGGAUCCAGUUUACCACUGUCCGUGAGAAUAUCCUCUUUGGGAGGGACUAUGAUGCCAGGCUGUACCACGAGGUGCUUGAGGGCUGUGCACUUUCCGAUGAUCUGAAUAUCUUACCAGCAGGUGACCAGACGGAGGUAGGUGAGAAUGGAGUGACCCUCAGUGGGGGACAGAAGGCUCGAAUCGCCCUUGCUAGAGCCGUUUAUCAGGAGAAGGAGAUUUAUCUUCUUGAUGAUCCACUGGCAGCUGUUGAUGCUGAUGUAGCCAAUCACCUUAUGCAGAAAUGUAUUCUGGGAGUUCUCAAACACAAGACCAGGAUUCUUUGCACACACAGGACGGAGUUUUUAGAGAAGGCUGACACCUUGCUGCUCAUGGACAAUGGCAGAAUAGUCAAGACAGGGACCCCAUCUGAAAUCCUGCCACUGGUGGAAGCCACUCCCAAGGUCAAUGAGAAUAAGAGGAGGCAGAAUAAAGGAGUUCAAGACAACUGCUCUAAUGGGACAGGGUGGAGCAGGAAAACAGCCAAGGGAAACUGGGAGACAGAGGAAGUGACUUGCCUAACAUCACAGGUCCCUGCUGAGCAAGGCCAGGAGGAGGAUAUGGAGAUAGAGGAAGAGGAACUGGGCCAAGCCAACUGCCUCCUCCAGCGAGAGGAAGAAAAGAAAGAAGGGGCAGUAGCUUUUCAGGUGUAUAGGGCAUAUUGGUUGGCAGUGGGCAGCUGCCUAGCAUUGUCCAUCUUCUUCUCCCUGCUCCUGAUGCAAGCAUCUGGGAAUGUCUCAGUUUGGUGGUUGUCACACUGGAUCUCCAACCUGCCCCAGAUGGCGAACAUCUCCACGAGGCCCCUGUCAGCUUCUGUCCCUUCCCCACAGCUGCUGCUCUUCUCCCUUGCGGGGCUUGUGUCCCGCAUCCAGGUGUUGGGCACAGCUCCAGUCCAUCCCAAUAGCACACUGGAUGUGAACUUCUACCUGAUGGUGUAUGGCGGCAUUGCUGGGGCCAACUCAGUCUUCACCAUCCUACGGGCCUUCCUCUUUGCCUACGGCACCAUCCGCGCUGCCACUGUCAUUCACAGCCGGCUGCUCCAGAGAGUGAUGAAGGCCACGGUGACCUUUUUUGACAUUACGCCGACGGGCCGGAUCCUGAACCGCUUCUCUUCAGACCUGUACUGUGUGGACGACAGCCUGCCCUUCAUCCUCAACAUCUUCCUGGCCAAUGUCUUUGGGUUGCUGGGCAUGCUGGUGAUGAUAACCUAUGGGCUGCCCUGGAUUGGCCUGAUCUUGCUGCCACUGGCUGCCCUCUACUUCUCCAUCCAGCGCUAUUACCGGUGUACCUCCCGUGAGCUCAAGCGCCUCUACAGCCUCACCCUGUCCCCCAUCUACACCCACUUCUCAGAGACCCUGACAGGGCUGAGCACUAUCCGAGCCACCCGGGCCACUGACAGAUUUGAAGCAGAGAAUCAGCUGCGACUGGAGCAGAACCAGCGCUGCCUCUUUGCCAGUAACACCGCCAUGCAGUGGCUGGACAUCCGCCUGCAGAUGAUUGGAGUUGCUGUGGUUACAGCCAUAGCAGGAAUCGCCAUCAUCCAGCACCAGAGGCAACUGGGAAAUCCAGGUCUUGUAGGCCUGGCCCUCUCGUAUGCCCUGUCUGUCACAAACCUGCUGUCAGGCCUCAUCUCCAGUUUCACGCAGACAGAGACUAUGAUGGUGAGUGUGGAGCGAGCAGAGGAGUACUCCACAGACAUCCCCAUAGAGCCCCAGGAGCAGCUGGUCCAGGUUGCCCCUGACUGGCCGAGCCAGGGCCACGUGGAGUUCCAGCAGGUGGUUCUGACAUAUCGGCCAGGACUGCCCAAUGCUCUGGAUGGGGUGACCUUCACCAUCUACCCUGGAGAGAAAGUGGGGAUUGUGGGGCGCACUGGAUCUGGCAAAUCUACAAUCUUCUUGGCACUCUUCCGCAUGGUGGAGCUGAGGGGGGGACGGAUCCUCCUGGACAAUGUUGACAGCCGAUCAGUGGGCCUGGAGAGUCUGAGAUCCAAACUGGCCAUAAUCCCCCAGGACCCAUUUUUGUUCAGUGGGACAAUCCGGGAGAACUUGGACCCCCUGGGGCGACAUACAGACUUUGACCUAUACCAGGUGCUGGAGCAGUGCCACCUACAGGUGGUGAUUACUCAGAUGGGUGGACUGGACUCUGAACUGGGGGAGAGAGGGAAGAGUCUGUCGGUGGGACAGAGGCAGCUCGUGUGUCUAGCAAGAGCCCUCCUGACCCAGGCCAAGGUGCUGUGCAUCGAUGAGGCCACAGCCAGUGUGGAUCAGAAGACCGAUCAGCUGCUACAGCAGACCAUCCGCCAGCGCUUUGCUGACAAAACUGUGCUCAUGAUUGCUCACAGGACUGACUCGUGCCCCAGCCCGGCACUGUGGGCUGCAGGAGGUUCUGUCUUUUGGGGGAGAUGGGAAACUGAGAUCCUGACCACCUGGGGUCCAUGUGAAGAUCCACUCGUACUUUCUGCUGAACACUAUCCUGGACUCAGACCGUGUGCUAGUGAUGCAUGGGGGGAAGGUGGCGGAGCUGGAUUCACCUGCUGUCCUCAGCAGGAGGGAAGACUCCUUGUUUCAGCAACUCUUGACCAGUGGGCAGCAAUGACUUCUCUGCUAAGGGACUGAGACCAGUGAUGAGCACCUCCUGGCUGCACACCUGCAACCCCCAUCUCUGCUGGACCCCAACAGGCUGGUGGGUGCAGGCAACUACCUACUUCCUGCUGGGCCAGGAGCUGCCAUAGGGGAUGCACUAGCCUGCACAAAGGACAGCAGAGGGUGACACUGGCUCUUGGCUUGGGUCCUGCUCAGAGUGGACCUUGUUUCAGGUGGGAAGUCGUGGGAGGACGAGGAGCAGUCUCCCGAGCCAUGAUGGGGUUGGACUGAGACUUACUGGUCUGGGUCAAGAGUCCUAGGAUGAGGAAACAUGCUCCUGGCUUGGGGCAGCAUCCCCUUUGGUGUAAUGAGGGUUUAUUCUCUACUGUUAAGUGAAUCAGUGACUCCCAGUGAAGGACUCAUGGUUUAAAAUAAAGAGCAAAUGUCCUUGUUAA
Molecule: messenger RNA, 5565 nt
Organism: Caretta caretta (loggerhead turtle)
Lineage: Eukaryota; Metazoa; Chordata; Testudines; Cheloniidae
Source: RefSeq, a predicted model, not a curated record